UCAUUCACCUUCCCAGUAAGCAGUAAUGUGUAAACCCUCUUUCCUCAACUACUUUGACCUUACUUUCCCAAAUUAAAGCUUCGGUUUUUACCCAAAAAAAAAAAAAAAACUCUAGUCAGUGAGCUCACAAAUACCGUACGAGGAGAGAGACCACAUCAAAAAUCAGAUCUAAGAGAAAGAAGAGAUAAAUACUAGUUAUCAGAGAUGUGAGAGAAAGAUAAAUACCAGCUAUGCCGUCGUCGAGAGCAGAAUCCGUGGGCUAGGCGUGAUGCCUUGAUAGUGAUGCAUGGACGCGACGGCGAAAUGAUGGGCAUGCUGGCGGCAGCGGUGCGACUAUCUUGAGCAGAACAAGGUUUCUCAAGAAGGAGCAUCUUCCACAAAAAGCGAUGACAAUAUUCCAUCUUUUUUUGUCACACUUCAUCCACCCUCAACUCAAGUAUAUGGUGGCCAAAAUGACUCUCCUGGACACCAUAUUGUUCUGUGUUGUACACCUGGUAGACAAGCUGGACGCAUGGCACAGACUACCAGUAAUUAUUGGAGCUGCUUAUCUGGGAAUUAGAAGACACUUGCACCAACGUUAUAAUCUAUUGCCGGUCGGAGAAAUCAAUGGACAGAGAUAUAACACAGAAGAAUUUGCCUAUAGGACGGCUGAUGGAAAGUGCAAUCACCCUAGUGAUGAUACCAUUGGUAGCCAAGGAACCUUUUUGGGUCGAAACAUGCCUCCAUCAUCUUCACCAUAUGGGCUGUUAGAGCCCCAUCCAACAGUAGUAGCAUCAAAGCUUUUGGUGAGGAAAAAGUUCAUAGACAAUGGGAAGCAAUUCAACAUGAUAGCCUGCUCAUGGAUACAGUUCAUGAUUCAUGACUGGGUUGAUCAUUUGGAGGACACUGAACAGCAGAUAGAGAUCAGAGCUCCUGAUGAAAUUUCAAGUGGGUGUCCCUUAAAGUCUUUCAAGUUUUUUAAGACCAAAAAAGUCUCUAUUGAUUUGUGUCACCUCAAGAAUGGCUCUCCGAAUACAAGGACUCCUUGGUGGGAUGGGAGUGUAAUUUAUGGGAAUGACAAGGAGGGCAUGAGAAGAGUGAGGACAUUCAAAGAUGGAAAAUUGAAGAUCUCAGAAGAUGGGCUGCUUCAGCAUAAUGAGAAAGGCAUUCCUAUCUCAGGUGAUGUUCGAAAUUGCUGGGCUGGCUUUUCCCUCCUACAAGCGUUAUUUGUCAAAGAGCACAAUGCUGUAUGUGAUAUGCUAAAAGUAAAUUACCCUGAUUUGGAUGAUGAGCAGCUCUAUAGGCACGCAAGAUUGGUGACUGCAGCUGUCAUUGCUAAAAUCCACACCAUUGACUGGACCGUUGAACUCCUGAAGACCGAUACUCUUCUAGUAGGGAUGAGGAUAAACUGGUAUGGACUUUUGGGGAAGAAAUUUAAGGAGUUACUUGGACAUAUAUUGGGAUCAAUACUGAGUGGAUUGGUUGGUCUUAAAAAGCCGAGAGAUCAUGGAGUUCCCUAUUCACUAACUGAAGAGUUUGUAAGCGCCUACAGAAUGCAUUCACUUCUACCUGAAACACUUGUCCUUAGGGACAUCACGUCUUCAACUUCAGAAGACAAACAUCCUCCCAUACUACAUGAGGUCCCUAUGAGGGAAUUAGUGGGUAUUGAAGGAGAGAGAAAAUUGUCAACAAUUGGAAUGGAGCAAAUGCUAGUAUCAUUGGGUCAUCAGUCUUGUGGGGCACUCACAUUAUGGAACUAUCCAUCAUGGAUGAGGAACCUUGUAGCCCAUGAUAUUAAUGGAGAAGAUAGACCAGAUCCUCUUGAUAUGGCCAGCUUGGAAAUUUAUAGAGAUAGAGAGAGGGAAGUUCCCAGGUACAAUGAGUUCCGGAGGAACUUGAUGAUGAUUCCUAUUAGCAAGUGGCAAGAUUUGACAGAUGAUGAAGAAGUCAUCAAAGCUCUCUAUGAUGUGUAUGGAGAUGAUGUGGAGAAGUUGGACUUGCAAGUUGGCUUAAUGGCAGAGAAGAAGAUCAAAGGCUUUGCAAUCAGUGAGACUGCUUUCUUUCUCUUCAUACUAAUUGCUUCAAGGAGGCUAGAAGCUGAUCGCUUUUUCACGUCCAGUUUCAACUCCAAAACAUACACACAGCAAGGCCUAGAAUGGGUUAACAAGACUGAGACUUUGAAGGAUGUGAUUGAUCGGCAUUUCCCUGAAAUGACGAGGAAAUGGAUGACAUGUUCAAGUGCAUUCUCAGUGUGGGAUUCAAUGCCAAAUCCAGUGAAUUACAUACCCCUGUACCUGCGACUAUCCACCUAAUAUUCAUCUAUUUAGUACUUCCAAUAAGUACGGAUAUUUGGUUGUACGUCGUUUUCUUAUAGACGAGAGUUUAGUAUUAGCUCAAAUAAAUUGCUAUAUACUAAACAGAAGUAUGUGUAAUUAUAUGCUAGUGAAAUUGCCGUGUGAAAUGUUAUUUUAAUACAUCUGUUAAGAAUACAAAGUGAGAGAGAAAGACUGAAUAGUCUGUAUAUUCUAUGUAAAAUAAUAAUGUACAAUAGAGAGCCUUAUAUAGGCUAAGUAUGUGUACAGUACAAGUAAUAUGAGUAAACUACAAGUACAUUAUAUUGGGCUAA
Quercus robur (English oak) is the source of this 2605-nucleotide messenger RNA. RefSeq names its product alpha-dioxygenase 2-like. NCBI's taxonomy places the organism in Eukaryota, Viridiplantae, Streptophyta, Magnoliopsida, Fagales, Fagaceae. The coding region runs from base 387 to 2291 and encodes 634 amino acids. Gene Ontology annotation, molecular function: heme binding; peroxidase activity; oxidoreductase activity, acting on single donors with incorporation of molecular oxygen, incorporation of two atoms of oxygen. Gene Ontology annotation, biological process: response to oxidative stress. The record is from RefSeq and is a predicted model, not a curated record. The transcript has 11 exons.